AGGUGUAGACGUUUGUCCGUUCAGCUCCCAUAUGUUUAUUGACAUUUAAAUCGAUUGACAGUGAGUUACAUACACUACCAGAUCCAGACAUAAACACGGCGCCGAAUGGAAAAAACACAAGAUUUUUUUCUAUUCCGUCAACAUGUGAGUGUGUGAGGAAAAUCGUAGGUUAUCAUGCACCUGCACUUUGAGAGGACCAUCAAUGCGAAAAGUGAUUGUUCCAUUCUUUCGCUCACAUGGAUGGGAAAAGUGCCUGAUGAACUGCCAGAGGACGAAGGAUGGAAACUGAACAGGACAAAUUACUAUCAAGAAGGCUGGCUUGCUACAGGCAACGUUAGGGGUAUCGUUGGGGUGACUUUUACAACGUCGCAUUGCAAGAAAAACGUUGAAUUUCCGCUGAGGACGAACUAUAAUCUAAGGGGACAUCGAUCUGAGGUAAUUCUUGUGAAAUGGAACGAGCCUUACCAAAAGCUGGCAUCCUGCGACAGCUCGGGCAUAAUAUUUGUCUGGAUCAAGUACGAGGGUCGCUGGUCAAUCGAGCUAAUAAACGACCGGAACACUCCGGUGACCCAUUUCUCGUGGUCACACGACGGCCGAAUGGCCCUUAUUUGCUACCAGGACGGCUUCGUCCUCGUCGGCUCCGUGGCCGGCCAGCGUUACUGGUCCUCCAUGUUGAACCUCGAGGCCACCAUCACAUGCGGCAUCUGGACUCCAGACGACCAACAGGUCUACUUCGGCACGACCUCCGGCCAAAUCAUCGUGAUGGACGUCCAUGGAGCGAUGGUGUCGCAAGUCCAGCUCAGCUCCGAAGUGGGGAUCACGUCCAUGGCAUGGUCCUGCGAAAAAUUCAAGAUGGAGGAAGGGGAUGAUAAUGAUCCGGGAGUGGCAAACGCAGGAGAAAGGAAGUUUGUCUUGGCGGUGUGUUUGCAGAAUGGGUUUAUUUUCCUGCUAAAGACGUUCGAUGACGUGUCGCCGACUCAGAUUGAUACGGGGAUGCAAGGGCCAUUGUGCAUGGAAUGGAGUAAUUCGAGGGAAUUGUUGGCGGUCGCAGGAGUCGCUUGUGAUAACAAAAGUGGAGGAGUUCAAGUGGAGUACACCAAUUUGUUGAAGUUUUAUAACGAGAAAGGCGUUUUGUUGUAUUCGGCCAUCGUUCCCUUCACUCAGGCCCCUGUGUCCGCUUUAACUUGGGGCCACAACGACAAAAGGCUAUUCCUCGCCACCGGCACCCAAAUUCACAUCGCUUGGGUUUCGCGAAGAAUUGCCACUCUUCAACUUCUUUCUCGUUUGCGAAUUCACGAUUCAAUCCAACAAGAAAACCAACUACCUGCCUUACCCCUACCGGCUCGAAUACGUAAUUUGAUUGGAAAUUUGUUUGCUCAAACGAUUAGGUGCUGCGUCCCCGAAUCCACUGCUUUACGCGAAUUCGUCUCUCACCCCCCUGUCGGUUCCGUCAGACUCCACUGCACCAUGAUACGUCACGACGACGACAACAAUCUAUCUUCAGGGACUUGCUACACUCUAUAUUUGGAAUAUUUGGGAGGUUUAGUACCACUACUCAAAGGCAAAAGAACCAGUAAAAUCCGCCCGGAAUUCGUUAUUUUCGAUCCCCAAGUCGAAGAUAUCCAUUUGCAAUGGUCCCCCCCGGAAUCGAAAAGUUCCGGGUCUUCAAGCCACUCGACCAGCGUUGGGGGUCUCUUAACCGACUCUUCGGACAGCGACCGUGAAGAAGGCUGCACCAGCUCCCCCCGUAUGCAAAGACGAAGAAAACGAAGAAAUAAAUCUCACACUCGUGUCCCCACCGAACGACAGUCGGGCCAAAGUUCCGGGGACGCCGAACCGGAGGAUUUAGCCUAUGUGGACACGCUUCCGGAGCACGUGCGUCUAGUGGAGGUCACGUCGAAUAUCUGGGGUACCAAGUUCAAGAUUCACGGGUUGGCAACAUUGGUUCCUGCGAAUUUGGGUCAAGUGACUUAUAAGACAUCUUUGUUGCAUUUGCAACCGCGACAGAUGACGCUAGUGAUGACCGAACUUCGCGAUGAUUUUCCGGUGAUUCCCGAUCCGAAUUUCAACCCGAAUUUGUUUUCCGAAGACGAGGAGGAGUUGCAAAUUGACGGGAAGAAGAUUCCGAGAGGGGUUAUUGAUAAUAGCCCUCCGAUAGCCCCCAUGUCGCCACGUGGCAACCGUUUGGCUAAUUUGCCCUCAUUGGCGAAAGCCGAAUCCUACGAAGAUGAGUUCCAUGAGUUGCAUGAUAUCAGUUUUUGUGAUACUAUCCGUCCACAGACGUCAACUAAUCGUCCGAGUAAUAGCACCCAAAGUACCAGUUUCGUGGGGCAAUUUAACCGAAAUGGUACCGGUAAUGGUACCCAAAGACAUGCUAUUUCACCCCUUUGUUGCGAAGGAUCAGUACCAGCGCUCCAAUCACCGAAAAACGCAGUAGCCCCCAGUGAUAUUAUUUUCGACAGACCCCCAGCCCAGACACUAAUCACUUAUUCAAAUAGUGACUACGGUAACAAUGUCCAAAAAGUCAAAAACAAUUUCAUCGAGCAUCACCAGAAGGCUGUCAUCGUAAAGAAUGAGAAAAAGAAAGACUUGAGUUUUAUAGAUGAGGAGGCCCUCCCGGGGCCCUCCACCUCAAUCCGCCCCUCCAACACUCUAUGUUUGGCCGACUCGAUGGUUCGUAGUUGCAGUGUGGGCUAUUUAGACAUGGUGGACGCUCAAUUAGUUCCUAGCGACGUUGCCCUUUUAAUGCUGCGUAAAGACGCACCAAAAAGACUAGUUUUGGUCAAUCGCAAACAAAAAACGAAACGUCAAAGUCGCCAACAUCGUGAAAACCGAAAUAACAAAUCCCCCAAGUUGAAAAAUUGUGGCAAAUCGAAAAGUCUCGAUUCGAGUGAUCUGUUCCCCAACACCGAACCUGUCAUCCCAUCCAAAGCCAAUUUUAUUGAAGAAGUUAUACCGGAAGUUAGUAACAAGUCGAGUAGUUCGUCACCGGAUACUGUCGAUGAGAAUUCGAAUAAGAAAGAGACGAAAUUGGGCUUUUUUGCGUCGAGGUCACCGUUGAUGAGGAGGAAAAAGACAGAGGAGAAGACAAGAGGUCGGCCGAAACAGAAAACUGUAAAUCAACAGAUUGAUAAUCAGAGGAAUGGAAUGCCGUUGCAUACGCAAGCUUUGGCCAAUUUGGAAAAGUUGAUUACGAGGUUGAGGGAAGAUGAUAAGGCGACGCCACCGCCGUCGCCGAGGUUACCGAGGAGCUCGCCGGCGUCGCCAGCCCCAAGCAAAAAAGGUAAAAGGCCUCAAUCGGCCUCCCCAAUUCGGAAAAACCUCCUUUCUUCGCCACUGUUGGGCCGAAGAAAUAAGAAAAAUCGCCACCAGGAGAGCUCCGAUGACGAGGUCACAGCGUCGGGAGACGAAGUUUUCAAUGGGACGAACUACCGCGAUUUGGAAACGUUUCAAAAAGCACAAUUAAGACAAAAAUUAAAGCGAGGCAAAAUCGAGCCUAACGGAAGCAACCAUUGCAACAACCAUUCUAUACCUCAAAGGAGAGAAUUCGUAAUGCACAACAAGGCGCCAAUGUGGAACGAAAACAGUCAGGUGUACCAACUGGAUUUCGGUGGAAGAGUGACCCAGGAAUCGGCGAAAAAUUUCCAAAUCGAGUUUCGGGGAAAACAAGUUAUGCAGUUUGGGCGUAUUGACGGAAACGCCUACACACUAGAUUUCCAGUAUCCAUUUUCCGCUCUUCAGGCGUUCGCAGUGGCUUUAGCUAACGUUACGCAAAGACUAAAAUAGGCCGAACCAUAUCUCACGUUUUUACAAAAAGGUGCCAAUUUAGCCAUGUUUUCGAUCGUUAAAGCCGACCAAAUACAAUGAAAAUUAAAUUUUAACAGUACAAGCUUAUAGGUAAUAUUCUAAGGAUACUAAAUAGUCUCAGAGAUUUCUGCGUACCUCAAUGUAAAGUCUGUUUUUUUUUCAAUGGAAAUGCCAAACAGUCUUAACGUUGGUACCACUAGUAAUUUUAAUAAAGGAAGUUGGCAGUUCCGGUUUUUUGAAUUCAUUUGACAACAAUGUCAU
Molecule: messenger RNA, 4068 nt
Organism: Tribolium madens (black flour beetle)
Lineage: Eukaryota; Metazoa; Arthropoda; Insecta; Coleoptera; Tenebrionidae
Gene: Tusp
Product: tubby-related protein 4
Exons: 10
Coding region: 175-3786 (1203 amino acids)
Molecular function (GO): protein binding
Source: RefSeq, a predicted model, not a curated record